AUGUUCGUCUACGAAGGCCGUCUCGACUGGAAGCCCUACGGCGAUAACGAGACCUUCAUUAUAAUCCUGCCUGACGGUCCAGUCCGCGUUGGUGACACCGCCUAUCUCUUUUCCCAAUGGACAAAAGAUGCUCAGGGCACCAAGAAGGCCAACUUCUUCCAAAAGUCCGCCAUCGAGAAGGUCUCCAAGACUCCCAGCGGCGAUGACACCUUCAUCGCCAAGGCUUCCUACUACAGCUGGGAGAUCACCUCCCACGACAUCUACGGCAAACUCGACGUUGUCAUGUCAAACCCCGCUGGCGCCAAGAGCAACAUGCCGUUCAAGCGUAUCUGGCAGUCUAAGGGAGAGCAGGCCACUGGAGCUGCAAGGAUCUGGACUGGCAAAAUUUCUUGGUCCAAGUAUGCUAAUGACGAGAUGAGUAUUUUCAUCGUCCCCGAGGGAUUCGGUGAUGGAAAGCCUGUUCUUUCGCUUUGGCAGUGGACUCAUGAUGACACUGGUACUGAAAAGUCCCCGUCCUUCCGUGCCGAGUCCCAGAAGAUGCUGUCUGGUGCCGGAAAAGGCGUCAAGUUCUCUUACCAUUCGUACUACGAUAUUACGUGUACUUGGGACGAGACUACGGAGAAGCUUGCUGUCCACAUGAAAGGGCCUGAGGCCAACCAGGAUCUUGGCGAGUACAAUCUCUCUGCUUUGAUUGAUCGCCACUCACAUGACUGGAACCCCCCAGAGUAUUCUCCUCCCGAGAAGACCGAGGUCGAAGUCCGCCUUCCCCAGCCUCAGCCGUCUCUCCCUCGCAUUCUAGGACCCCUUCCUUUCCCCAAGAACCUCAUUGACACUCUGCGACAUACCAUCGCUUUUGCCGAUCAGGCUGGCUACCUCGCCAAGUACGCUGAGGAUCGAUUCAAAGCACUCGAUGCCGACUUCCAUGCUCGAGGCGAACAGCUCAAUGCCGCUACCACAGAGAACAGCGAGCUCAGGAAGGAGAUCAAGAAGCUUAUCGAUGAUCUCAAUGUCGAGAAAGCCAAGACCGCUGAUCUGACCAAGAGACUCGCCAACGCUCAAGCAGCUCAUGCUGCCGAUCUCAAGAAGAGAGAUGAAGACCUUGCGAACGGCAAGAAGCACGAUGAUGAAGACCACAAGACGAUUGACCGACUAGUUUCUCAGCUUGAAUACGAGCGAGCUUCCAAGGCCGAGGUGCAGAAGAAGCUUGACCAGACGACGACUGAUCUCAGAGCCGCCGAGGCUCGUCUCAAGGCUGAAGCCGCCAAGAUCGUUGAUCUCACCGCUCGCAUCGCCACCCUCGAAGCCCAACUCGAAGUUGAGAAGCGAGAAGGCGAUAGACUCCGAGGUGAGAACAAGCAGAAGGACGAGACCAUCGAAAAGCUGGAGAAGGCCAAGAACGAUCUCCAGUGCCAGCUCGAACAGGCACAGGAAGAUGUCAAGGAUCUCGAAGCGCUUGCCAAGAAAAGGAGCAAGACAAUCAGCGAGCAGGCUGACGAGAUCAUAAAGCUCAACAACACCAUCAAGGAGAAGACACUUGCCUUUGACAAUCUGGAGACGGAGUUAAAGGACAAGGCGAAGGAGCUGCGAACUCACAUGCAUGAAGGUCAUGUUACUCCUACUCCUACUCCUACUGCUGCCCCUGAGCCUAAGCUCCGCUUCAAGUGCAACAUUCGAAGUGAGAGCUCUAGCCGCAACAUGAAUGUCUUCUUCGACCUCAACGGCGCAGGUGGCCAGAACCCUCCUGUUCAUGCUAUCUCCGAUGGAUCGUACAAGUGGAACUCCAACCAGAUCUGGGAGAUAUUUUCAGUUCCUGGCUCUAACACGCGGGUCAUCAUCAAGAACGCGGGCAACAGCUUUGUCCUCUUUUCAGCUGGACACGGACAGACUGUCAAGUGCGAGAGAAACCGCGAUGUCUCUGACCUUGCAGCUCAGUGGGAUCUUCAGGGCGCAACAGUCGAGAACGUCACUGACAGCACUCAAGUCCGAUUCCGCAAUGCUAAGGACGAGACGUACCUUGAUCUGUCGGGUGGCAACACUACGAAUGGCACAGCUUUCCUGACCUACAACGGUCAUGGUGGUGCCAACCAGGCUUUCAAGCUCUGGAAGCACUAG
This is a messenger RNA of Fusarium odoratissimum NRRL 54006, 2112 nucleotides long. RefSeq lists its product as uncharacterized. The coding region runs from base 1 to 2112 and encodes 703 amino acids. The transcript has 6 exons. The record is from RefSeq and is a predicted model, not a curated record. Lineage: Eukaryota; Fungi; Ascomycota; Sordariomycetes; Hypocreales; Nectriaceae.